Annulohypoxylon maeteangense is the source of this 1565-nucleotide messenger RNA. RefSeq lists its product as uncharacterized. NCBI's taxonomy places the organism in Eukaryota, Fungi, Ascomycota, Sordariomycetes, Xylariales, Hypoxylaceae. The transcript has a single exon. The coding region runs from base 103 to 1509 and encodes 468 amino acids. The record is from RefSeq and is a predicted model, not a curated record.
CGACAUAAUAACCCUCGGAGCUUGGGCAUAACCUGCCUCUAUUUCAACAACCAUAAUGCAAUUUCCCUAAUAGUAUUGAACCCCUUCUCCCCAUCUUUCGCAAUGAUUUCUCGAUAUCGUGCUCGUAGAGGCUCCCCUGAACCUCUCCAAAACACCUCCACAUACUCGAAAUCCUGUUCCUCGUCAUUUAACAUUAAACGUAAACUCGAAUCUCCGUCCGAACAUCAAAAUCCACGCACGAAAAAGCCUCGAUUUCGUCCUCGUGGCCGCAAAUAUUCCAAACCUCCCGAAGAUUCUAAACCUCCUGAAGAUUCUGAACCUCCUGAAGAUUCUGAUCCUCGCGAAGAUCCCGAACAUCGCAAAGACCCUCAUGUAAAGUCGUGGGCAGCAUCUAUCUACAAUCCUGGAAACCCAUAUGAACAACCGGACCUAGAAUCUAUCACUAGCUCAGCAAGACAUUAUCUCGAGAUGCCUUCCGCUCCGUCUUUAAAACUAGCAGCCUCGGUCCGAACCACGCAAUCUAGCGAUAUCACCAAUGAUAGCCAAUACCGAACGGAUGUCCUCAACCCAAAGGGAAUCAAUCUACUACCCUCUUCCAACUGGACAAAUAGAAAGACCACUAAUGCGCUCAUUCCAAGUUGGGUCGAAAGUAUUGUCGAACAUAUCAUAGAUCAAGACUACGUCGCAAGCGAUCCAAGCGACUUGUCUACUUGCCCACCCGAUCAUAUAUUGUCUACCAAAUGCAUCAAUUUGUAUAAUCGAAUGCAUAAACUUCAGACAUUUUAUAUCGAAGAAAUGGUCAAGACGAAGCUGUAUUUAUACAUCGAGCCUCUGUCAGUCGAGCAAAUGGGUAUGGAACGGUUAUAUGAAACCAGAUGUCAACCAUUCACUUUGUCGUCGCUGAUGAGGGUCUCGGGCACCACUGAGACGGCUGAUACCCCCUUAACGAUUCAAUCUUGGCCUGCAAAGCCUGUACCUGAUAUCAUCUACGGAUAUACGUGCGAUUCAUUCCCUGGUGUUAAGUCAACAGCGCCAAUGGAUGAGUUGAAAGCAACCUAUUGUAAUAAAUCUGGGCUUAUGUUUCCUUACCUUCCCGUGGAGUUCAAGCCAAUGAGCGGCAACCUAUGGCAUGCCGCAAACCAAUGUAUGGGCGGUUCAGCAGCAUCUCUGCGCCAAACCGAAAGUGUGCUCGGUCAUGAACAAGUCAUCUUCAGCGUAGGUAUGACCGAUGAGAUCGCGGAUAUCUACGUUAUGUGGUCAAGCCCAGAACCAGCCAAUCCGAUACAUAAAGCCAAUGUCGAACGGUAUUACACCAUGCAGAAAAUCGCGUGUCUCGUCAUAUCCGAGAUCGAACAUUUCAAACGGUUUUGGAACAUCCUAGCCAACAUCCACAAAUGGGCAGCGUCGUCUAGGUACGAAAAGGUAAAGGAAGAUCUUUUCAAGCACUUUAAGCCCCCGAGAACACUUUUACCUACUCCAGCACUCGAGAUGGUUAAAGCGAUUUUUUAAGCCAAUUAGCAAGUUUGGAGCUCGGGAUGUGUGUUCCCGGCACGGGGACCUCCUGU